AUGUCCCUGCUUUGGAAACUCCAGAAGAGCAAGCCUCCAGAAGAUGCAUGCAUGCUCAACAGAUUCAUUUACGAUGUUUCUUCUCUUCAGGAGCGAUUACUUCAGUUUCCUGUGGUGAAGAAUCCUAGUGUUGUGCCUGCGACGGGCUCGUCAGAAAAGAUGAAGGCGGGUGACCCCCCGGAGGAUAAGGGCAAGCUUUGA
This is a messenger RNA of Fusarium odoratissimum NRRL 54006, 201 nucleotides long. RefSeq lists its product as uncharacterized. Bases 1 to 201 code for a protein of 66 amino acids. The record is from RefSeq and is a predicted model, not a curated record. Lineage: Eukaryota; Fungi; Ascomycota; Sordariomycetes; Hypocreales; Nectriaceae. The transcript has 2 exons.